Molecule: messenger RNA, 1064 nt
Organism: Tarenaya hassleriana
Lineage: Eukaryota; Viridiplantae; Streptophyta; Magnoliopsida; Brassicales; Cleomaceae
Exons: 8
Coding region: 91-966 (291 amino acids)
Source: RefSeq, a predicted model, not a curated record
CAUUUUAUCGCAACACAGAGCUGAGGUAAUGGAGGAAAACCAGUAGCCAUUGACGAAGCUCGUUUCUUCGUGACUUCCUCUUUCUCCUCCAUGACUCUCCUCAGAACUCACCAUCGCCAUACCUCGCCUCUUCGAUAUUGCCGUUUUGCCCCUACCCAGUCCCUUGUUUCUGCUUCCUCUCACGUUCUCUCUCUACAAAGACCGAGCUUCAGUCUCCGGUUCCCUUCGCUUUCUCUCUCUAACGGACGAUUACCGCGCUCGAGCGUCUCUGGCACCGGAGCUUCGAUUCCCGGAAAUCAAUACGAUGCGGAGGAGGAGGAUUCCGGCAAUGCAGCGGACGGAGGUGGCGUCGUUUACCAGAAAACGCUGAGACUGGUUGAGUGCGCCAUGUUCGCCGCCGUCACCGGCCUCGUUUACUUUCUCAGCAAUUCCCUCGCCAUCGAGAACUACUUCGGCUGCUUCUUCUCAUUGCCUAUUGUAAUAUCAUCUAUAAGAUGGGGCAUUUCAGCUGGCAGGAAAACCAUGGUGGCUACAGUCUUGCUGUUAUUCAUCCUGUCGGGUCCCGUGAAAGCGUUAACGUAUUUGCUUACUCAUGGUCUUGUUGGGCUAGCUAUGGGUUCUAUGUGGAGGUUACGAGCAAGCUGGCGUCUCUCUAUUUUCCUGUGCAUGAUGGUCCGAGCAUUGGGUCUCAUGGGCUAUGUCUUGACAUCGUCAUUCUUAAUACGAGAAAACAUUCUCGCCGUUAUCACCAUGAACAUUCAUGCAUCUCUCUCUUACAUCUUCACCGCCGUGGGAUUGAACACUAUUCCUUCUAUGAACUUCAUUUACGCCAUAUUCGGGACAGUGCUGUUGCUGAACAGUGGGUUCUUCGUGUUGUUGCUGCAUCUUCUCUACUCUGUGUUCCUCACAAGACUCGGAAUGAAAUCUUCCUUGAGAUUGCCUGUUUGGUUGGACAAAGCUAUUUGAUGGAAUCAGAUGACGUUCUUGUUCUUGCAGAUCCUUCAAAUGCUGUCAAUAUGGAAGCAAAUUUGUGUGCAUGUGUGUAUAUAUGUAUGGAUACAAAA